Spodoptera litura is the source of this 3071-nucleotide messenger RNA. RefSeq names its product apoptosis-inducing factor 3. Lineage: Eukaryota; Metazoa; Arthropoda; Insecta; Lepidoptera; Noctuidae. Gene Ontology annotation, molecular function: oxidoreductase activity, acting on NAD(P)H; 2 iron, 2 sulfur cluster binding. The record is from RefSeq and is a predicted model, not a curated record. Gene Ontology annotation, cellular component: cytoplasm.
AACGUCUACAAAUACAAAAUAAAUUAAUAAUAUAAAAUUAGUAAACAUAAUUAAUAUUGCCACAUAUUCGUGAACUUCGGACUCCCAAUUCGUAAGAAACCUCGAAAAUGCGCUACUACAACAAACGUCAAAGAAACAAGAUAAGAUAAAAAAAUACCAUCUCUGUAAUAUCAACCUUAAUUUUUAUUCCCAAUAUUUUUAAUCUUCAUCUAUUGUGAAGUUAAUAUAAGAUUCUUCUUAUCAUUCUUAUUUUGAUUGGCAGCACAUAAAAUUGACCGAUCUUUCAUUCGUAAUUCGUUCACUAAUUGACAGUUGAAAUAAAAAAAUGGUACUGUUUCUCCGCAAAAGUUACGGUUUGGUCAACAAGGUUGCAAGUCGGUUUGUCCAAGGCAGUUUUUUGUCCAGCACAAUGGGCAGCUCAUAUUCAAGAUCCUACUCCCCUAACAGCGGACAAUGUCCACCAGACCCCGAAAACCGUGGCACAAUAUCGCGCAUGGAGUCCAGCACGAAUUACGUUGAGUCCGUAGUCUGCAAUGAAAAUGACCUGAAGGAAAAUGAAAUGAAAGUUUUCGACAUUGGAGAAGAAGGGAAAGUAUUGCUUGUGAAGCAAAAGGGUGAAUUUAGCGCAGUGGGCACCACGUGUACUCAUUAUGGCGCACCACUCGUGUCUGGUGCUUUAGGAGACGGAAGAAUUCGCUGCCCAUGGCACGGAGCCUGCUUCAACAUAAAAACUGGAGACAUUGAAGACUUCCCUGGCUUCGAUUCGCUGCCUUGCUACCAAGUUACUGUAACGGAAAAGGGAGAAGUCAAGGUAAGGGCUAAGCGCACCGAUUUGAAGUCUAAGAAACGUAUCAAGGAUAUAGGCGUAGCGAACCAGUGCGACAGUUCUGUAGCGGUAAUCGUGGGCGGCGGCCCCUCCGGAGCCACCUGCGCUGAAACACUACGCAGCGAGGGCUACAAGGGACGCAUCACCAUGGUUGCUAAGGAGAACUACCUCCCAUACGACAGAAUUAAGGUCUCAAAGAUCGGUGCCGUCACAGAUAUAGAAAAACUACAAGCAAGGUCUCAACAGUAUUACGACGAAGCUAGCAUCGAGGUAAUCAAGGGGGUCGACGCUACUAAAGUCGACACCCAAGAGCAUAUUGUACACUUGAGCAAUGGAACCAAACUACGCUACAAUUCGUUGUACUUAGCUACUGGCUCCACUCCACGUGUGCCAGAUAUCCCUGGCAUAGAUUUAAAGAACAUCUUCACAGUUAGAAACUUUGAUGAUUCUGUUAACAUUCUGAACACGUUGGGUACCAACAAAGAUAAGGAUGUUGUGGUAUUGGGCUUGAGCUUCAUAGGAUUAGAAAGUGCGGCCUCUUGUAACGAUAAAGCCAAGUCGAUGACUGUAGUUGGCAAAGACACUACUCCGCUUGGACAAAUAUUCGGCCACGAGAUAGGAAGUAGUUUACAAAAAUUGUUCGAAAGUAAAGGCGUCAAAUUCCAGUUUAAUACCACUGUUGUCAAAUGUAAUGGUGAAAAUGGUGUGAUAAAAUCUGUAGAAUUGUCCAAUGGCACCACACUUCCUGCUGAUAUGUUGAUAAUAGGCGUGGGAACAACAUUUAAUACGGGUUUCUUGAGCGAUAGCGGAAUUAAAAUGGAGGGAAAUGGUGCGGUUACCGUAAACGAUAAGUUAGAAACCACUGUCAAAAAUGUGUUUGCGGGUGGCGAUAUCGCUUGUGCGCCCGUGUACGCUCAUGGCAAUAAAAAUUUGAGCAUCGGGCAUAUCGGCUUAGCUCAAUACCAUGGCCGUAUUGCUGCUUUGAACAUUUUAAAGAAAGAUACGCCAUUGAAGACGGUUCCGUUCUUCUGGACUCUAUUAUUCGGAAAAUCUAUCCGUUAUGCUGGUUGCGGAAAACCAGCAAGUACUCAGAUAGAAGGAGAUGUAGAUGGUCUUAAGUUUGUUAUCUUCUUCUUUGAUGAGGCUGAAAAAGUAAUAGCUGUUGCUUCCUGUAUGAGGGACCCAGUGGUCGCUCAGUACGCUGAGUUUGUGCACCAAGGUAAAACUCUCUACAAGAAGGACCUCAAAGACGAUCCUUUUGCGUGGACGAAGAGCAAUUAGUCAAUAUUUCCAUUAUAUUAUCUAUUAGAUUAGCAAAUAACCGUUGUAUUUAUUAUGAUGUCAAGAAACUUAUUCAUAUAUCUUCUUAGAAGUUUAAGUACCUAUCCGGUAAUAUUAUAUACCUAGAGUUAUUUAUGUGUAAGUUUAUUUACGCUUUUAGUAGUAUGUACCUAUUUAUGCGUUUAUUUUGCUGUCUGUUUUAAAAAUGCUUGAAUUGUGAUUAUUGUUCAGUCACAUAUAAAAUAAUUCUAAGGGCCGUACAGACACAUGAUAUAAAAAUUAAUCAUUAUUGGUUAUAAAUAUUACUCUGUGCAGUUAUUUUGAUAUGUUUCGAAUUUACUAAGUAUUAAUAGUGUUAGAAACUCGAAUUUACGUUUUUAAUGAGAUUAUUUACUGAAAUUAAGACAAAUUUAAAUCGUGGCCUUAUAAAAUAUUUGUUUAUGUAAAACUCAUCUGCACAAUAUAGAUUCAUUCUUAUAUUGAACAUUUUAGGGGACCAACCACACGCCAUAAUAAUUAUUUUUCUAUAAAUUGUAUACCUAAGUGAAUUUUACAUAUUAUGCAUGUAAACACAGUUGUAUAUUUAUUUAAGUUUGAGUUAUUGCUUGCCUUUUCCUCUAAUAAUUUUAUUUUUGUCAAGUGUCAUCAAUACCAAGUACAUAAUUCAUAAAAAUUUCCAACCGGAAAAAUUAUACAAAAUGUUUGUGAAUACUUUUGUUAGUCACAAUUUUAUUAAAUUUUGUAAGCUCACAAGUACUUAAAACAUUGUAUUAAGGUAGGUAAAGUACAGAAAAAUAUAAAGUACAAAAUGCUAUUUCUACUCCGACUUUCCACGCAUAGCAGAAAUACCGAGACUCAUUAUUUUAGAUAAGUUGUCAUUAUUUAUACGAAUUUAAAAAAAGUUUUAUUGAGUAGUAGGUCACAGAUGUUCCACAAAAAAAAUAUUUUCUGUAGACCAGAUGUU